Molecule: messenger RNA, 5183 nt
Organism: Schistosoma bovis
Lineage: Eukaryota; Metazoa; Platyhelminthes; Trematoda; Strigeidida; Schistosomatidae
Source: the annotation of a GenBank genome assembly
ACUACGCGCAAUGUCCGAAGUGAGCGCUACGUUACUAUUUGAAAAGGCCUAUGGAGUCCAUCGCCUAUCUGGGUUUUAUAUUUUGUAAAUUUCUGCUCACGAAGCAGAACAACAUACUUUGGUUAUGUUGCACCUGAGUACUGUGGCUGUUACAGUAUUUUUACUUGUGACUGCUACCAGACAAGAUGAUGACAUUGGUUACUUUUGGCAUUUAAGUGAUAUCCACUGUGAUUUAAAAUAUAUAAAUAAAUCAUGUAAUCUUCCAUAUGGUAAUUAUUCUUGUGAUUCUCCACUCAAACUUGCUUUAAAUGCAAUCAAUGCAACUAGAAUGUUAUUUGCUAAAACACCGGAUUUUGUUAUUUGGAGCGGUGAUAAUGGGCCACACGAUGACAGUUUGACAUCCGAUCAACUUUUGGAUGGCAUCCGGUUAAUAAGUAAAGCGUUGAAACAAUCAUUUCCAGUGGAUGAAGUUUACAUUCUACCUGUAUUAGGUAAUCAUGAUGUUGUGCCUGCAAAUACUAUGGAAAUUACACCACAAAGUCGUUCACGUUUUGACUUGUGUCACAAACUUGGUAAUGAUGUAGAUUUAUGGGGUGAAUGGAUUAAUCAUCGACAAAAGAAACAUUCAUCAUCAUCAUCACGUCCCUCUUCUUCUUCCUUCUUCUCAUCAGAAAAUUCAUUCGACUUUCCAAUGGCUAAUUUCUCACAAACUUGUUUCUUCUCACAUUAUCUUGUAUAUAAUACUGCUUCCAACAAUCAUUUUAAUACUGAUAAAAACAAUCAUAACUCUGAAAUUGCUCAUCAACCUAAUUUACUUCUAAUCAGUUUAAAUGGUCUAAUCUGGUAUCAAGGGAAUAUAUUAGCUGGUACUAAUGAUCCAGAUCCAUUGGGUCAAUUAAAUUGGCUUCGAAAAACAUUUGAAUGGGCAAGAAAACGAAAAGAUAAAGUUUUACUUGUUAGUCAUUUCCCUCCGGGUGCUUCAGAAAAUGCUCCACAAUGGUAUCAAUUUCUUCGUCCAGAAAUCAAUGAUCAAUUUGUGAAUAUAUUAAUUGAUAAUGCAGAUUUAUUAAUGACUGGAUUAUUCGCUCAUGAACAUGUGGAUAGUUUUCGAUUAUUAGUAUCUAAAUCAAAUGUACCAUUAGCAUCUUUAUUUCUUAUGCCUUCCAUUUCUCCAUUAAUGUUACAUGGAUUAGGUGAUUUUAAUCCACGUAUUCGAUUAUAUCGAUUUAAACGUUCCACAAUGACUCUAUUAGGUUAUUCACAAUAUUAUUUUAAUUUACAAAAUCAAUUAUUCAAUUCUGAUCCAUUCAAUUAUUGGCAAUUAGAAUAUGAUACAAUGGAUACAUAUCAUUUAACUGAUUUAUCUGCAAAUUCAUUCAAUCUAUUAUGGUAUAAUUUCUCUAAAGAAGAUAAUCAUUAUUGGUCAAAAUAUUGGAAUUAUGAAUUAGGCGGUCGACCACAUGUAUUCAAACCAAAUUAUCUUACAGAGAAUGGUCUUUGUCCACGAGCUAAAUCCCAAUGUCGAUGUGAUCAUUUAUGUGCUAUACGAUUUUUGAUUAUAUCCGAUUUAACUAAUUGUCUUCAAUUAUGUAAAGAUAUAAAAUAUAUUCAAGACAAUGAAUUAGCUGACAAUGGUGGUGAUAAUAGUCUUCAACAUCCAAUGUUUGCUGAUGGUGUGGUUGCUCCUGAUUAUCCUAAUAAAAAUAGCACCUAUUUAAAUCAUUCAAUUAACAAUCAAACAAGUAUUACAAAUUCUAAUGAACGUAGUAGUCUACCAUAUAUUAUUGGUGUGAUUGUUGCCUUUUUAGUGGUAUUAGUCGGUAUUGUUUUAAUUGUUAAUCGUGAAGUAUGUAAUCGACAUAGAGUUUAUCAUCAGCGUACAUCAUUACUGGCCAGUGUAAUCGGUAUCAAUGGAACUAAUCCUGGAAGUAUCGGUGGGAAUGGUCUAUUUUUAAAUACAAUCAAUGGUGCAUUACCCAGCUCUUCAUUUCUUCAUGGAUCAUGUUCAGUUGCUAAAGAUAACGAUCAUUGUACCGGUGGUUCGUGUAUUGAAUUGCGUACAGCUUUUCAUCCAUCCUAUGAUGAUUUCUAUUCGGAAUAUCUUAAUAAAUCUGUCACAUCUUUAAAUGCAAUCACAUUCUCCAACGGUACUACUACUACUACUAAUAAUAAUAAUAAUCAUAAAGAAUCAGAUCGAAUGAUGAAUCAAUACAAUGUAGAGAAUUCCUUUACUCCAUUGGAGCAUAAUGAUACAAUCCUGUCACCAUCUCAUAUGAUUUCCUACUAUGAAAAUCCUAGUGAUAAUAGUAGUAAUAAUAAUAAUAAUAACCAAAGCAUAAAACAAAAGUAUAUUAGUAAACGAUAUUCCCUACCGAAUUAUGCUUAUUUUAAAAAAUAUCUAUCUAGUCAUAUUAAUCCAACUGGUCGAAUGGUGUAUGUAGUGAAUCAACUAUUUGAUCGUUGUGGGCACACUAGUAGUCGGGUAAGUCAUAUACACAAUAAUGAUACUGUUAAUAAUAAUAAUAAUAGUAAUAAUAUGAAUGUAAACACUACUAAUACUAACAUUGGUAAUUGUAAUAAUACUGAACAAUAUGUGUUGAAUAAAAUCUCAUCAACUGAUGAGAAAAGUUAUACAACAUCUGAAAGAUCAUCCAAUAGUCAACAUACACAAUCACAAAACAUUUAUCAUCAUUAUCGUCAAAACAACAGUUGCCUUCCUGAAGAUUAUUAUGCUGAUGAUGAAGCGUUCGGUGAUGAAGACUAUAAUGAUCUUCAUCAUAAUACUCAUGUUUAUUAUCAUUCACAGAAAGAUCAGAACAACAAAACAAAUAAUAUCUGUACUGAUACAGUUGCUGAUAGGGAUAAUCAUCAAGAUCAAAGAGAAUUAUCAAUAUUAUCACAAACUGGUUAUCAUCAAUUAACUAGUAAUAAAAAGCCUAAAUUGAAUCAAAUAAAAAAACAAUUCAGUUCUCAUCGAAGUCAUCAUUAUCAUCAUCCUCCUCCUCCUCCUCAUCAUCAUCAUCAUCAUCAUGAACAACAUCAACAUGAUGAUGAUGAUGAUGUUCAUCGUAAAAGUAGUACCAAUGAUGAAGAUCAUGAUUCAAUGAAUGAUCAUCUUUUUCAUUAUGAUCAAGAAUCAAAACUUCUUAAUAAUAAUAAUAAUAAUCAUAAUAAUGUUCAUAUUGGUAGAAGAAAAUAUUUCAAAGAUCAUAAAUUCACAUUUUGUCGUACAAAAUCAACUAAUCCAAAUGAUUCAUUCAAUAAACAUCAUGUUAUCAAUCAUUCAUCAUUUUCAUCAUCUUAUUCUUCACCUUUAAAAUCAUCUCAUUCUAUAGUACAUAGUCAAUCAUUAAUUCUAAAUGAAAUGAAUCCUAAUACUACUAAAGACAAUACUACUUUAUGUAGUAUUAGUAGUAGUGGUAGAAAACAUAAAUCUAAACAUAAUCUACAUAAUAUAUCAACAUCUUCAUUGACAUGUUUACCAAAUGAAUUAGAUAUUCAUUUAAACAAUAAAAUGAAAAUGAUUCAACAACAAAAUUUUGAUCAUCAUCAUCAUCAUCAUCAUCAUGAUCUAUAUCAACAGUCACAUUCAAGUUAUACAUCACCGUCUAAAUAUCGACCACAAUUUUCAUUAUCAUCAAUACCAUUAUCGAGAACACCAAAACAUAAUCACGAUCAUGAUCGCGUUCAUGAUCAUCAUGAUCAUCACUUGUAUCCGGAUCAACAUACUCUUAUUUCAUUUUCAUUACCAAAUCAAACGGAUCAAAAAUUAUCAUUGAAUUUAGAUCAUUUAAAUAGAAAUAAUGAUGGAUUACAACAUGAUGAUAUGAAUGAUAGAAAUUAUUUAAGUAGUAAUAAUAAUAAUAAUAACAUUAUCUCUUUGAAGAAUUUCCCCUCAACUACAAAAAAUGUAUCCAUUGUAAAUAUACCUAAAUGUGAUUAUGUUCGAUUGUCUAGUUAAUUAUUGUUUUUUGGCCUAUUGUAUUUGUUUAUCUAUGUAAAUAUAAUUUAUCUUUUAUUGUUUCUCACUCUGUUCACCCCCACCCCUUUCUAUCUCUCCCUCUUGUUCUCGUUCUCGGUCUCAUUCUCCCUUUCUUUGAAUAUUAAUAUGAUAUAUUGAUGAGUCAUUUGAAGAAGAAGAAAAAAAACGCACAAAUUUACACAUGAUAAAUGAUUUGUGUUUUGAGGGAUGGGGGUUUUUGUGUGUGUGUGUGUGUGAUGUUGAAUAUGAAAUCCUUUGAAAGGUAUUUACACCUUUUUAUUUAUCCAUUUUUUUUUGUUUGUUUGGCAUCUGUUUUGUUCAAAUGUUAGUCUUGUCGUCAAAACAAAAAAGAAAAUACACAACUAUUUAAUAUAAUCUUUCUAUGUUAUAUGGAUGCGUAUGCAUAAUGCUUAUUCUCAAUGAAUUCACCUCCUCUUCCAUACUCCCCCGUCUCCAUCAUGACAACUAUACAUUUAUGUACUCAUUUCUUUCUUUUUUUUCUUUCAAUCCUAUUUGAAGAGAAAGGGAAAGUAUUUUUACUCCAUCUAGUCUGUUGAUUAAUAUAAGAGAAUGUAAUUAUGGUAAUGAUAGUUAUUCAUUUAUGGAUAUUAUUGUAUCCAUGUAAUGAAUUAGUUCGGUUAUUCAGGUAGUUUUGAUUACAAAUAAUUUACAAUUAUUAUCAAUGAUAUUUUAAUUUAAUUUUGUUGAUUAUUAAAAACUGAUUGCUCAUUGUAGGCUUUUUUUCAUUCCUUUCUUCUUUCCUUCUUUCUUUCCUUCUUUCUUUCCUUCCUUCCUUCCUUCUUUCUUUCUUUCUUUCUUUCCUUCCUCCCUUACUUCCUUUUUUUCUUUCUUUCUUCGUCUUCUUUUAUCCAAAAUAAAAUCCAAUCAGUGUUAUGUGUAUAUUGUAGGUGUACUUAUAAUGAUUUCAUUUUUAUACUGAUCCUCUUUAUUGUAUUCCCUUGUUGUUGGCCUGAUUUUCCUCAACUUCUAUACUAUGUGUAAUUUAAUUAGGCGAUUGGGAUUAUGUUCAAGUCAACUUUCAUUCAUAUAACAUACAAUAAUAUUAAUAAUGAACAAGUAGAAUAAAACAAUCUAUUUGUACAUAUAUCUAUAUAUUUAAUGUUAUUCUAUGUUUUUGAAAGUGAAAUGUGUUGUUUUUAGAUCAUGAUCUCAGCACAGAUACAGAAGGCUCGACUAGCUU